This is a messenger RNA of Notodromas monacha, 4214 nucleotides long. Lineage: Eukaryota; Metazoa; Arthropoda; Ostracoda; Podocopida; Cyprididae. The record is from the annotation of a GenBank genome assembly.
AGGGAUCAGUGAGCAUUUCGAUCUGCGGUGCUUUUUGCCCACUUUUUUGUUACUCUGUGGAAUAUGCUUCUAUGCGAAAGAUCACAUGCAUUCAACCUGGAUUAUGGCAGAGGCGGGCUCUUCGUCGCCGCGAGAAUUUUCAAUUUUUGAUUAUCGAGACAACUCCUGCUUGAGUUGAAGUGGUGGAUAAAACUGUUCCGCAUGGAGUUCGCCGAUGUGGGACUGAUGUUUCUUCCGGAUAAAAUUCAGAAGAAGCGCCUGGACGUGUUGAAAUCCUGUGCCAGGAAGAAUGGAUUCAAUGUUCUUGAGAAACCGGCGCGGUGCUUAACCCACGUAGUUACCGAGAUGGACUCCCUCUCUUUAGUGGAAAAGCACUUGAAGCACAAGUUUAAGCCAAGUGAAGUGCAGCGAGCGCUGGCAUGUUCAGUACAGAUCGUGGAUAUGGAUUGGUUUCACAAGUGCGUCCGCGAGAAACGGUUAAUUAAUGAAUCAGCGCAUCGGAUUCCCGAUGACAGAGCCACGGAAGAUGUGCCUUCUGCAACGGUAGAGAAGAGCGAGUUUGACCUGGAUUACUUCAAUGCCAAUCCAUGUGAACGGAUAGCGCCACUUGACGGCACGAAUGAACACUUGGCAGUCAAGCUGGUCGAACUAUCUCUUUACUGGCAACUCGUUGGAAACGUCUUCGGCGAUCAGGCGAAAUCUUUGGCAUUCCGAAAAGCUGCCUCUGCCUUACGUUGUUUGCCGUUCGCUGUGACUCACCCAAAGCAAGUAAACGCUUAUAGUAAUUGGUAUCGCGCGGAGUUGCGGAACGUAAAAGACAUCGGUGAACAUGCGACGAAAAUUCUGACGGAUUUGCUCCUCCGUGGCUCGUCAGAAGAGCUUGAACAGAAGCUUGCAAGCGAAGAAUUUCUCACCGUGCAGAAAUUUUCUGCGGUGUUCGGAAUCGGUGCAGUCAAUGCAAGGAAGAUAUACAGUCGUGGCUGUUCGUCUAUUACCGACCUGAUCGACAGAGUCUCUGAUUUCGGUUUUUCGAAUGAUAACCGCGUGAAACAUGGACUGGCGUUUUACGAGGAUCUCAGCACUCCCACAACCCGACCUGCCGCGGAUGCUGUGCGUGAAUUUUCGCUGAAGAUCCUCAAAGAAGUUGAAAUAACAUUAAGACCAUCGAUGGUGGAAUCCGGGAUUGUGCUGGAACUAGUAGGAGGUUUCAGGCGAGGGAAACCCUCCGGACACGACGUAGAUUUUUUGCUCGGCCACAAGCAAGGCCUGGAAUCCGAACUACUGCGUCCCUUUAUCGAGCGAUUGAAGACAAUGGGAUUGAUGCUCUUCGGGCGGAUUGAAGGCUCAGAAUUCACAUCCCGCGAUCGGGGAAGCAAUUUUCAGUCCAGUGGAGCAACGAUGGACGGCUACGAAAAGUGUUUGGGAAUUUUAAAAGUUCCGAAAGACGGCUAUUCCUGGGAUGACCUGCGAAACGAAGCUCCUACUGGUGGGAAAGGUGACCUGAAGUCGUUGAUUGCAAUGUCUGAUAAUCGAGACCGACGUUGGACUGCUAUGAGGGUCGAUUAUGUGGUGGUUUCACAAGUGGAAUGGUGGUAUGGAGUGCUUGGUUGGACAGGAAACACUCAGCUCUCUCGUAUGCUGCGAAUUCAUUGCAAAAAGCAACUGAAUCUAUCAUUGAACAAUCAUGGUCUCUGGAACCCGCAAGAUAAUUCUUCUGCAUUUGACGAAAACUUUCUUGGUCCGUAUCUAAUUGCACUUCAAGGAGAAUCCAAGAGGUGGAAUGCUCAUGACGCUGAAGUCUUGAGGACAUGGAACGAGUUGCUGUCUAUGGUCACGGAAUACUCCUCCGUGCCUUUCAACAAAGGGACUGCUAAUAGCAUCAGCACGUUCCCUCUAUUCUGGGGACAUUUUUUGCCUGCUGUUCUACCGUGUUUUAAAGCUGUGUCAAGCAAAGCUAAUUGUGAUGAUCCCGUAUUGCCUGUGAAAGUUUACGAUAGCCUGAUUUCCCUGAUCAGCGCCUUCAUUGACAAAUUGGAAUGCUCUUCUUUCGAGCCGAAAGACUUCUCUGCCGAUCACUGUCAAACAGUGACUCAAGUGGUGAACGGGUUGCUAGAAUUGCCGAUAUUGCUGAAGAACGAAGUGCGCCUCACGGGAUUUUUGUGGCGAACAUUCGGCCGCAAAGUUUUGCCCCUCAUCAAGAAACGUUGUCCCGAAGUCAAAGCUGCGGAUCUUGCUUGUGCUGUCUCACAUCUUUGCGCGUCCAUUUCUCAGUACCUUGGGGAUUGUGAAACCGCUCUGAAAUCUGGCUCCGAAGCUGCUGAUGCCAGGUUGGCGAGGAACUUCAAAUUGAUCGCGUUGUUCCUGAAAGUCUUGGUGAACCUUCUGGAAGACAACUCGGACGGAUUUCUGAAAUUGCGGAUCGAAGAUGUGGAUGCACUGGUUUCGGUGUCUAACACCGUUAUUGGAUGUCAGUUGCUUUCGCAGUUCUCUGAGCGGAACAAUGCGGAAAUCAACGAACGGCUAGUGAAUCAUGGAGUCCCAGAUGCUGUUCGUGACAUACUGAGCCAUGCCGUGAAAUAUGAGAGGGUUUCUGAAUACUUGAGAAAUAUUAUCAACGGUGGAGACUGCGGGACUUUGCAGGAAUCUGUUUUUCCUGACCUGGCAAAGUAUUCAGAAACGUGGUUCAUCGUAAUGUGUCUGGAUUUAUUACUGUCGAAUGAAUCACAUUGUCUUGAGGAUAGAACGUCGAAGGGUUCAUUCUUCUCCGGGUUGUUUCAUCUGGCAUUGAACGGACUGACUGCUCUGCCGUCCGAUGACUUGCCUCUGUUGAAAUCGCACUUACAACUGCUGUUCGUGAGAUUCUGUAUGUCUUCCGGUUCGAAGAACUACGAACAGAAUUAUUUUCCAUUAUUGUGGAAAUCGAUGAUGAAUGGAAGUUCGAGCGAAGCCGUUUUUGCUGCAUCCGUGCUUUCGGGCGUGAGCUGUCUACCUGGAAAUUCGAGAUUGGUUGUGCAAACCGUCCGAGUUGUGCUGAAUUCCUUACACACAGUCUGCGGAACAAACGGGAAUCUUUUUGUUUGCCGUUGGCUGCUCGAAGAUUUGAUUCAGUGUCUGGAAAUUGACGAUGUUGUGGUCGUUUUUGAUGAUUUAAGAGAGGGCAGUGUCUCGGUCGACUUACUUGCUUUUGUUGCAUGUGCUGGUUGUCACUUGCCGUGGACGUUGUUGGAGUCAGUUGUGGAUGAUGUGUUCAAAUCCGCAACAAGUUUCCGUGAUUCACAUUUCCCUUGGGCGGUACUGAGUUUGGCUGUGAUUUCCCGCUUGUCUUCCGAACACGAAAUUGGCGCACAUUUUGCGGGAAAAAUUCGAAAGUUGGUAUUCUGCUUAUUGAAGCUAAUGCGGGAUGAAUGCCUUUGGAGCUCGCCUUUUGACCUAGAUGCCGUUUGUUCAUUGAUCGCAUCCGCGAGCCAUUUCUUGUCAAAUGAAGCUUUGUUGGUGGCAUUUGCCAACCUCGGUGUAACCCUACAAGGAAGGUCAAACGAAAGUUCCGGAUAUCCAUCGUGGUUGAUUGCGAGUCUCACAGCGGGUACCCUUUUGUCCAUUGACCAGGUUCGAUUCAAAGAUCUCAUGUCAGUUCCUGUUGUGGAAGAAGUCGUCAUUCACGGAUUGUUGAAUGCCUGUUCCGCUGGACUGUGGACUGGCUGGCUCUUGUGCUCGAAAUUGGACGAUUUUCCGCGCAUAUUACUAUCUUGCCAACUAGAUGACGACGCCUCGAGGCGAAUCGCGAUCCUGAAGUCUGGAGCGAGCGGUUAUGACACCUGGAUAAUGUUUGCUGAAAGGAGUAAAGUGCUAGCGUUGGCAAAUCAGAACCAGAGCCGUAAUAUUGUAACUUCUUCAGUGAACUCUUCCAAUCAAGAAUCACGCCAGGAAAUGUUGGAAGCCGCUUCGAAUCUGAUGAAAAAUGUUGAAAAGGCUGUUGAUGAAUUAAGCGCCCUUUCCGCUGAGGGUAAAAUGCUAGCAGCCCUGGAGCUCGACAUGUUUUCGCGAAUCGCACGUCUUGAAGAAAAGCUCGGAGUGUUGCGAAGUUGUAGUUGAUUUUGGCCGUGUGAACGUGAUUUCGCCGUUUUUAAGUCCAUUGUGCUGUCGUCAGAUUGAGAUAUAUUUGCAUUUUUUCCACUUUCGUUACCAAGUUGAUGAAAAUCGGAAAUGAUUUUGAA